This is a messenger RNA of Capra hircus (goat), 4224 nucleotides long. It is a transcript of the gene CHAMP1, whose product is annotated as chromosome alignment maintaining phosphoprotein 1. NCBI's taxonomy places the organism in Eukaryota, Metazoa, Chordata, Mammalia, Artiodactyla, Bovidae. The transcript is spliced from 3 exons. The record is from RefSeq and is a predicted model, not a curated record. Gene Ontology annotation, biological process: attachment of mitotic spindle microtubules to kinetochore; protein localization to kinetochore; sister chromatid biorientation. The coding region runs from base 821 to 3226 and encodes 801 amino acids. Gene Ontology annotation, cellular component: spindle; nucleoplasm.
GGGAGGGCCGUCCCCGGACCGCUGCCCCGAGGAGGCUUGGGCCUGCCGCCGACGAGGGCCCCAGGCGCGGCCGCGGGCCGGGUGGGGCCGCGGGCCUUGGGGCGGGAGCCGUGCGUCAUCCCGCCCGAGGUCGGAAACGUUUUGUUUCAAACCGCGCUGGGGCGACGGAACCCGGGCCCACGAGCUCCUGGUUCUGGAGGCGGUUUUUUCUGCCCCUCGGCUGCGUGGGCUUUGUCAUUAAUGCCGCUUGGAAGUCAGGGGGCAACCCGCGGAGUGGGGUGGCGUGUAUCUGAUAACUCAGCAACAAAAAGCCGUUAAAGAGUGGGCAAAGGACUUCAGUGGCUAUUUCUCCUGAGGAGAUGUGCAGAUGGCCCCAGAGCACGUCGAAGGAUGACUCUUAGCUAUCAGCGUUGUGAAAAAGGAAACCAGCAUGCGAUACCGCUUCACACUCGCUAAUAUUGGUAAAAAAAAAAAAAAAAUUCUGAAGUGUUGAUGAGGACCUGGAGAAAUUGGAACAGUCCUGCUUUGCUGUCUGGGAAGUGAAAUGAUGCGGCUAUCAGCUAUGGAAAAUGGUUUAGAAAUUACCAUUUGAAGUUACCAGUAUGAUCCAGCAGUUCCCCUCCUAGGUAUAAAUUCCAAAGAAUUGAAAGCAGAGACCCAGGUCCAACUUCCCAUUUUUGCCCUUCAUGUACUAUACGUUGUUUUCUGUGGUCUAGUCAAAACGCCAUGUACACUUGCCUGCGCUUUGAAGACCAUUUUAAAGAAUUCUUCUAAGACAACUGCACUGUUUUUAAAGAAUAAAAUCGUGUAUGCUAGAAAAAUGGAAGUAUUCCAGGAACUUCAUAAGACGUCGGCACAUUUGGAGUGUGACCACUGCAGUUUCAGAGGCACAGACUAUGAAGAUGUACAAAUCCACAUGGGUGCCACCCAUCCAGAAUUCUGUGAUGAAAUGGAUGCCGGUGGGUUAGGUAAAAUGAUAUUUUACCAGAAAAGCGCAAAGCUGUUUCACUGCCAUAAAUGCUUUUUCACCAGUAAGAUGUACUCUAAUGUAUACUAUCACAUCACAUCUAAACAUUCGGCCACAGAGAAAUGGAAUGAGAAGCCAAAAAAUCAGUUCAACAAAGAAGCAGAACCUGUGAAAAGCCCCCCUCUUCCUGAACACCAGAACAUGGCCUCCAGUUCAGCAGAGCUGCUGAAGCCUGCCCCUGCCCUUUCUAUAGAAACACAGAAACUUGGCCCAGUUGUGUCUCCAGAAUCACCAGAACCUGCCCCUCUUCCUUCCCUGGACUCUCAGAAGCUUGGCCUUGUUGUUUCUCCUGAGCCACAGACACCUUCUCUUCCUUCUCCUGAGCCUCCAAAACCAGCCCCUGUCUCUUCUGAACUUCCAAAACCAGCACCUCUUGUUUCUGAAUCUCAGAAACAAGUCCCUGUUCCUUCUCCAGAACCACAGAAACUUGCUCCUGUGUCUCCUGAGCCAAUAAAGGCCACUCUGACUAAUCCCAAACCCCAGAAACACUCCCAUUUCCCAGAAACAUUGGUGCCACCUUCAGCCCCAUCCCCUGAGUCACCAGUACUAGCUGCCUCCCCAGAGCCUUGGGGACCAUCCCCAACUGCUUCUCCGGAGUCUCGGAAGCCAGCCCAGACUGUCUCCCCUGAGCCGAGGAAGCUGUCCCCAUCAGUGUCUCCUGAACCUUGGAAGCUGUUCUCUGCUGUCUCCUCAGAGCCUCGGAGGCCAGCCCCAGCUGUGUCACCAGGCUCUUGGAAGCCAGGGCCACCUGGAUCCCCCAGGUCUUGGAAAUCUAGUCCGUCAGCAUCAUCAGGACCUUGGAAGCCAGCUAAACCUGCUCCAUCUGUGUCUCCCGGACCUUGGAAACCGGCUCCGUCCGUGUCCUCUGCCUCCUGGAAGUCUUCGUCAGUCUCGUCUGGUUCCUGGAAAUCUCCUCCUGCGUCUCCUGAGUCGUGGAAGUCUGGCCCACCGGAGCUGCGAAAGACCACUGCCACCUUGUCACCUGAGCACUGGAAGACAGCUCCUCCAGAGUCUCCUGAGGCUCGCAAACCUGGCCCAACACUGUCCCCAGAGAUCCGGAGUCCAGCAGGGUCUCCAGAGCUCAGAAAGCCCUCAGGGUCUCCUGAUCAGUUUUCUCCUGAUCAGCGGAAAACAUCUCCUGCUUCAGUUGAUUAUCCUGAGUCCCAGAAAAGUUCCCGUGGUGGUCCCCCUGAUCUCUGGAAGUCUUCCUUUUUCAUCGAACCUCAGAAACCUGUCUUCCCUGAGAUCCGGAAACCAGGUCCUUCUGGGCCAUCUGAGUCCCCCAAAGCAGCCUCUGAUAUCUGGAAGCCUGUUCUCUCUGUCAAUACUGAGCCUAGAAAGCCUGCCCUGUUUUCUGAGCCUACCAAAACCGCCCCUCCUGCUUCUCCUGAACCACGAAAACGUGCUCUUUUUCCAGAGCCCCGGAAGCAUGCCCUUUUCCCCGAACUUCCAAAAUCUGCCAUCUUCUCGGAGUCUCAGAAGGCAGUUGAGCUUGGUGAUGAACUACAGGCAGAUUCCAUAGAUGAUCAAAAGUGUGAUGCUCUAGUUCAGGAAGAACUAAUGGCUACACCUAAGAGACUCUUGGAAGACACGUUAUUUCCUUCCUCAAAGAAGCUCAAGAAAGACAGCCAGGAGAACUCUGAUGCUGAGCUUAGUAGCAGUGAGUGUAUUAAAGCAGAUUUGGAUGCAGUAGAUGGUAAGGGCCAAGAAUCAAGCAGUGACCAAGAGCAGGUUGAUGUGGAAUCUAUUGAUUUUAGUAAAGAGAACAAAAUGGACAUUACUAGUCCAGAGCAGUCCAAAAAUGUAUUGCAGUUUACUGAGGAAAAAGAGGCUUUUAUCUCUGAAGAAGAGAUUGCAAAAUACAUGAAGCGUGGAAAAGGAAAGUAUUAUUGCAAAAUUUGUUGCUGUCGUGCUAUGAAAAAAGGUGCUGUUUUGCAUCAUUUGGUUAACAAGCAUAAUGUCCAUAGUCCUUACAAAUGUACAAUUUGUGGAAAAGCUUUUCUUUUAGAAUCUCUCCUUAAAAAUCAUGUAGCUGCUCAUGGGCAAAGUUUGCUUAAAUGUCCACGUUGUAAUUUUGAAUCAAAUUUUCCAAGAGGCUUUAAGAAACAUUUAACUCAUUGUCAAAGCCGGCAUAAUGAGGAAGCAAAUAAAAAGCUGAUGGAAGCUCUGGAACCUCCACUGGAGGAGCAGCAAAUCUGAUUUUUAAACCUGGUGUGGACAUGUGCUCUGCAGAGUUGUUCAUUGACCCCGCUUGUUGAAAGUAUCGGUUAGAGAGCCUGGCUGGGUCGGUAGACCUGACGCUCGGUGUGCUGUGUUUGUCUCAGUGGUGCUACAGAGAGUAAGUGCUUGCUGUUUUUUCCCUGGUCUCUUGCUUAUGUGGCUGUUGUAUAAGUCAAUAAAUGCAUAUUGUGUAUUCCAUAUGGGUAAAAUUUCUCUAAUUUCUCUAGUAUAUUUGAGUAAUAGGAAGAGGUAGGUGUUCUGUAUAACAAGACUAAGUUGUACCCAGUUGGAAACAUCUAGUUACAUCUUUCUUGUGCAACUAAUUUUGGACAGUGGAAAUUAGGCAUGAAAAUUCUGAGAAGUUUUGUUCUCUUAAGUGUGUGUUCAGAUGAUAAAAAUUAUUUUAAAGUUUCUAUUUGGUCAUAAAAUGUUAGUUUAUUAAUCUUGAACCACUUUUAGGUGAUUAUUAGCUUUUAUGUCAUGGAAAUUUGGAGUCUCAGGAUUGCUGAUUUUCUGCUAAAAGAGGGGAAAUUGAGUCAGUUUAAAAUAUAGUUUGCAGUCUUCUCCUGUAGGAAACUGAGAAACAGGGGUGUGAUUUUAGGUCUUGUCCUUUGUUGAUUCCUUUGGAAUCUUCCACUCUACCCUACCCCAGGAUCUGGCCCUUCCCUUCCCUGUGAGCUCAUACCAACAGGUGAUCUUUGCUUGCCAAAUGUGUUACGAGUUGCACCUCCUCCUGGGCCUUACGCACCGUCUUUUGGGGCUUCAGACCAGGGUCAUGAGCAGAACCGAAAGUCUUCCAGAUUCACCACAAAAAGUUUUAUAAACAUUACUGUUUAAGAAUACACCAGUUCUGUGUUUUUCACAGUUGUUACUGUAAGUACUUGGUGCCUGUUUAUGGAUUGUUUUAUUCUAAAAUAUUUUGUCAAAUGUGUAUCAGCCAAAUUAAAGCCAAAUCAAAAACAAAGGCUUCCAUGUUA